Molecule: messenger RNA, 2113 nt
Organism: Tripterygium wilfordii
Lineage: Eukaryota; Viridiplantae; Streptophyta; Magnoliopsida; Celastrales; Celastraceae
Product: probable plastidic glucose transporter 3
Exons: 15
Coding region: 349-1818 (489 amino acids)
Biological process (GO): monosaccharide transmembrane transport
Cellular component (GO): membrane
Molecular function (GO): hexose transmembrane transporter activity
Source: RefSeq, a predicted model, not a curated record
CAAUUCAGUACGCACCACGCUUACUUUAGCAACUACGGCGCCUUUAAUUUUCUUCUUCUUUUAAUCAUGGCUUCCCAUAAAUACACAGUUUCAAAUGUUUGCUCAGAUUUCCUUUCCUUCAGUUGAAAGCUGAUACUUACCUUUUUCUAUCGAGUGUGAGAACUUGCUGCAUUUUCCCCAUUUGUCCCUUUUUCGCGUUCUUCUGUCUCCUUCUGUGUCUGCGCGUCUCAGUUGAACUGGUUUUGAUCAGAUCACUCUCUGUCGCAGCAUUUUCAAAACCAAAGCUGGCUGCAACGGAUUCACUUUGUGAGGUUUGCAUAAGGAGUACUAUAAUUCUACAAAUUUGCUAUGAGGGAGCGCCAUGUGGAUAUGUACACAGCUUACAAACGUGCGUCAUCAAUGGACUAUGUCAGUGAUUAUGACACGGAAGAUGGUUCAGCACAUUUGCUGAAUGGAUUAGGAAAAGAAAUUGGGAACCCUUCCUGGAAGCGUCCUUUGCCACAUAUACUUGUGGGAACUAUCUCUUCUCUCUUAUUUGGCUACCAUCUAGGAGUAGUUAAUGAGACACUAGAAAGCAUGUCUUUAGAUCUUGGCUUUAGCGGAAGUACCAUGGUUGAAGGUCUAGUGGUCAGUACGUGUCUAGCGGGUGGUUUUGUGGGAUCUUUAUUCAGUGGUUGGAUUGCCGAUGGGGUGGGGCGCCGCAGAGCAUUUCAGCUGUGUGCUUUACCAAUGAUAAUUGGAUCUGCAAUGAGCGCAUCAACAAAAGAUCUGUGGGGCAUGCUACUGGGAAGGCUCUUUGUUGGAACUGGGAUGGGUAUUGGGCCACCAGUUGUGGCUCUCUAUGUGACAGAGGUUUCACCAACUUACGUAAGAGGUGCUUUUGGGAGUUGCACUCAAAUUGCUACGUGUAUUGGAUUUUUGGGGGCUCUAUUUAUUGGUAUCCCAGCCAAGGAUACUGUUGGCUGGUGGCGUAUAUGUUUCUGGGUACCUGCCAUUCCUGCAGCAGUACUUGCUCUUUUCAUGGAGUUUUCUGCUGAGAGUCCUCAUUGGCUUUUCAAGAGAGGAAGAGGUGCUGAAGCUGAAGCUGCGUUUGAGAAACUUUUAGGAGUAUCACAUGUAAAAUUUGCUAUGGCAGAAUUGUCAAAGUCGGGCUCAGGAGAUGAGGUGGAUACUGUGAAGUUUUCAGAGUUACUUUACGGCCGCCAUUCUAAAGUGCUUUUCAUUGGGUCUACCAUUUUUGCUUUACAACAGCUAUCGGGCAUAAGUGCAGUGUUUUAUUUCUCAUCAACUGUCUUCAAAAGUGCGGGUGUUCCUUCAGACUCUGCAAACAUAUGUGUAGGAGUUGCAAAUUUAUUCGGAUCAAUUGUUGCAAUGCUUUUGAUGGACAAAUUGGGAAGAAAGCUUCUCCUUCUUGUGAGUUUCACAGGGAUGGCAGUGGCCAUGAGCCUUCAAGCAAUGGCUGCAACUUCCUUCACAUCUAGGUCGGGAGCACUAUAUCUAUCUAUUGGAGGCAUGCUUCUGUUUGUCUUGACAUAUUCUCUUGGUGCUGGAUCAGUACCUACCGUCCUUCUAUCAGAAAUAUUUCCAAAUCGGCUAAGGGCAAAGGCAAUGGCAAUAUGUAUGGCCGUGCAUUGGGUGGUAAAUUUCUUUGUAGGUUUGUUGUUCCUCCGUUUGCUGGAGCAACUUGGGGCACUACUUCUUUAUGGGAUCUUUGUUUCCUUUUGUUUGAUAGCAGUAAUUUUUGUGAAGAGGAAUGUACUGGAAACAAAAGGAAAAUCACUCCAAGAAAUUGAGAUUGCACUUCUUCCACAGGAAUAGAGGGGUUACUGGUAUAGAGGUAGCUGGGAAACAAAAGUACAGAGGUGGCUGAAUUGAAGGUUCACAUAUCAAUUACAUCUAUAGUGCCUGCAUUUUGGAACCAUUUGAAAGACAUGGUUCGGCAGUGUUGCGCACCCAGACAUUUUUGAAGAUAAUCACCACUUGGCUGCCAUGGAAGGGCUCUGUAUUCAGUUGAUCAUUUACCUUAUGGCCUUGAAUAUUUGAUGUAAUAUUUAACAAUUUGAGAAUGACAAUAAUAUUCUAGUAAAACUGUCUCAAUUUUUCAGCCCCAAAA